This is a messenger RNA of Exaiptasia diaphana, 1118 nucleotides long. Its product is annotated as trypsin-1. Gene Ontology annotation, molecular function: serine-type endopeptidase activity. The record is from RefSeq and is a predicted model, not a curated record. The transcript is spliced from 6 exons. Gene Ontology annotation, biological process: proteolysis. Bases 92 to 985 code for a protein of 297 amino acids. NCBI's taxonomy places the organism in Eukaryota, Metazoa, Cnidaria, Anthozoa, Actiniaria, Aiptasiidae.
UCCUACAAUAUGAUGGCAUUAUAGUAACAUCAAGCGGACAUUUUAAGUCUUUAGGUCAUKAAAACUUUAUAAACGUUCCCGAAAGUUUAAAAUGCGGACGUUGUGUUUAGUAGCAGUAUUUGCGAUCAUUAACACACCAGCAAGUCAAGGCACAGAGUGCGGUUYCCGACCAAAGCACGCAGAGAAAGCCGGGGAAAAGAGAAUCACAGGUGGUCAACAAAGUGUCCCAGGAGGAUGGCCCUGGAUGGCUGGCAUAUUUGUACAACAGCAGUCCAAGUAUUUCGUAUGUGGAGCAACGUUAGUGUCCGAUCGCUAUGUUCUGUCCGCGGGACAUUGCGGAGUGUCAAAACAAUUUGUUGGCAUGACCAGGUUGGAAGCUCCCCAAGUUUCAGUACGAUUAGGGAUGCAAAACGUCAGUGUAAAAAAGAAAUCAGAACAAGAAAUCCCAGCAAAACGACUUAUUCUUAACCCAAAGUGGGCUUUUAUCACAAAGAACACGACGGAAGGUCCUAAGAUGAUCACAACAAGUGAUAUGAUGUUGAUAGAAUUGAAAUAUCCAGCCAAACUAUCCAAACUGGUACAGCCAAUAUGCAUGAGAAAGGAGCCAUUUAAGCCAGGUAAAAUGUGUUACGUGGCUGGCUGGGGUACGGAGAAGAUCGGAGGUCCAAUACUUGGUACACUUCAUGAAGUCGCCAUUCCAAUAGUACAUCGUGACAAAUGCAAUAAGCCCAAGUCAUACGCUGGCGUAAUCCCUGAAGAGCUGGUAUGCGCUGGCUUUAUUAAGGGUGGYAAAGACGCUUGCGAGGGAGAUAGUGGUGGUCCCUUGAUGUGCGAGGGUGAUGAUAAGAAGUGGUAUAUAGCAGGAGUAGCUUCGUUUGGCCAUCACGGAUGUGGAUUGGCUCACAAAUAUGGCAUAUAUGGAAGUACCAGUGCAGAGAAAUCGAGAAACUGGAUUCAGAACACUACAAGCGUACACUACUUCUGAAUAAUCAAACUUCGCGAUCGGUUUCAGCACAGCUCCCCUGUCACUGAGGAAGACAUCGCGCGAGUGUAAAAUGGAGACAACAUACUUUACAGAUUGAACAGACUUUGUAAACAGUUACAAUAAUAACCUCGCA